AUGGCUAACUCUGUUUAUAGAAAAAAAUACACUGAAGAGGAUCUUGGCCCACAUAUGGUCCAUGUUAGAUUGAUCUCAGAUUCAAAUAGUAUUGCAUCAUUGCACAUAAAAUUUGGAAAUCAUCUAAAGAAAAGCAAUCCCGGGCUGACCUUCAGACAGCACGUAGCCAAUGUUUGCAAAAAAGCAUUAGAUAUUUACAAAAAGCUUGCUAGAUCAGCCCGUGUUAGUUCGGGGUUGCAUCCGGAGGUCGUGAGGACCAUUUAUACCGCUGCCGUUGAACCAACGAUACUGUACGCUGCUAGUGCAUGGGCACCAACAGCAAAUAAAUUAGGGGUACAAAAUGUCGUGCAGAGAGGUUUCGCCCAAAAACUGUGCAAAGCCUAUCGUACAGUCUCCCUGAACUCAGCGCUUAUACUAGCUGGGUUGCUCCCUCUCGACCUACGCAUUCGCGAGGUGGCUUCACUAUAUGAAGCCAAGAGGGGGAUACCCCAGCCAUCGCUGGGCGACAGGGAGGUAGAACAGAUGUCUCCAACGAUAGAGGCCCCACACCCUGCAGAGCAAACCAGACUAGAGUUCGAUACCCUGAUAGACGAGGAACAGUACAAUGCCCACAGCAAUUUUGCUGUGCGAAUCUUUACGGACGGCAGCAAGAUUGAGGGUAAAGUUGGAGCGGCGCUAUCCUUGUGGAAUAGAACCACCGAAACUAAAGCCAUCAAGCUCGCGUUGCCGUCCUAUUGCACCGUCUAUCAGGCAGAGCCGUCCUAUUGCACCGUCUAUCAGGCAGAACUCGUAGCUCUAUGGAGGGCGACGGAAAAAGUGGCGAAGAACCGCGAGACCUCUUUCGAUAUCUACAGCGACUCUAUUGCCGCUCUGCAAACGAUCACCAACCUCGGUUCCCCCCACCCCCUAGCUGUGCAAACCAGAGACAUGCUGAGGCGAUGUCGACUCCAGAACAAAAGCGUUAAUUUUUUCUGGAUCAAGGCCCACGCAGGCUUGGAGGGAAACGAGAGAGCUGAUCGUCUCGCAAAAGAAGCGGCCCUAAAGUUAAAGAAAAAGCCGGACUAUGACCAAUGUCUGGUCUCUGACCAAUGUCUGGUCUCUUUCGUCAAGCGUAGUAUCCGCAUGGCUACGCUCGUGGAAUGGAACAGGAGAUACAAGUCUGGUGAGACAGCCUCCGUAACAAAAAUGUUAUUUCCCAAUGCGGUGGCGGCGUACAGAAUCGUCAGAAAAAUGGAAACUACAAGCGUCAUGGCGCAAAUCUUCACGGGCCAUGGUAUCAGUGGAGGCUAUCCUUUGUCAAGAAUGUUAUGCAAUAAUAGAAAGAGCAUCUCUAAACUUGUCAAGGGAUCAACAGUUGAACGAGCUAAUGGACAUAUGGUCUUCCAUGUUGAGAGCCAAGACACACAAAGUAUCAAUUGA
Messenger RNA from Bombyx mori (domestic silkworm), 1419 nucleotides. RefSeq lists its product as uncharacterized. Bases 1 to 1419 code for a protein of 472 amino acids. Gene Ontology annotation, molecular function: RNA-DNA hybrid ribonuclease activity; nucleic acid binding. Gene Ontology annotation, biological process: DNA replication, removal of RNA primer. The record is from RefSeq and is a predicted model, not a curated record. The transcript is spliced from 3 exons. NCBI's taxonomy places the organism in Eukaryota, Metazoa, Arthropoda, Insecta, Lepidoptera, Bombycidae.